AACAAAAAACCAAUUGAGAAAAAGUUAUAAAAUAAUAGAGUAAAUGCAAAAACGCCUGGUGUUAUAGCGCCCACACUUCAAUGAACUUAUGUUGUGAUUCAUUUUCGGUGUUUUCGGAGAUUUGAGAGCUCAAAAUUCUUAGAUUUCGUAAGCCGAUCGAGAUGGCUUUGGCAAACAUUUCGCCCCAGGCUGUGACAAUGUGUCAGUCACUAAAAGAGAACAGGAAUCACCUGAAAACUCAGAACUUGAAGCAGAAAAAAAAGAAAAAAAAAAACAAACACGAUGCAUGAAUUUUGCGCCGUUUGCCUUGGCAAACUUCGUCGGCAGGUGAACACCCCGUGCAAACAUACAUUCUGCAAGGACUGUCUCUGUAAGGUCUACGAUCGGAGCCCCGCCAAAGCGUGUCCCCUCUGCCGGGCGCCCUUAGAGUACUAUAUCAUCCAGAGGAACAACACUAUAAAAAUUGUUUUUUUUUCAUAAAAUGUUAUUGUACCAACUCUUCUGUUCUGUUGAUUGUUCUGUUCUGUUCUGUUUAAUUGUUAACAAGUUGUGUUUAAAAACCUGUUAGUUGUUUUGUUUAAUUUAUGCGUGCACUCUAUAAAGUGAUUCAAACGAUUGUUCAAUGAAUCCCCGCUCAAGGUAAGUUGAACCAUAAUCGUAAUUCAUUUUUAAAAGCAAUAUUAUUUCAGCAGUUGUAAAUAACUUAAUAAAACGUUAAAAUUUGAAUUGGUACCUACAUUAUCGUGGGUUUCACUGCAGCAAGAUUUUUAAAGACUUAUUUUUAAAAUAAAUGAAAAGUAUGAAUUGAACUUAUGUGAUACAUUUUUACAUUUUUAAAUUUGUCAUGCAGCAAAUAGAUUUUGUAAUAACAAUUUUGGGCGAAUUACUGAACCAAGCUUUUAAAAAGUUUUAAUUAGAAAACAUAUUAAACAUCGAAAAACUGAAGGUAUAAAAAAAGACAACCACUUUUCAACUAUAAAAUCUACAUGGUAAAAAUGUUAUGGUAUAUUAAAUAAAAAUGUAUGUUUUUCCCUAACGUUUGAAUCAUAGUUUUGAAUGCACAGUGUGGGCUAUAUUCUUAUAAUGUGCUUUAAGUCUUUUGAAACAAAAAAGGAAGUAUUAUGUUUUUUUCCUUGUUUUUUAAGAUU
Drosophila elegans is the source of this 1148-nucleotide messenger RNA. RefSeq names its product RING finger protein 151-like. Bases 283 to 480 code for a protein of 65 amino acids. Gene Ontology annotation, molecular function: metal ion binding. The record is from RefSeq and is a predicted model, not a curated record. The transcript is spliced from 2 exons. NCBI's taxonomy places the organism in Eukaryota, Metazoa, Arthropoda, Insecta, Diptera, Drosophilidae.